AUGCAACCAACAUCUCCAAAUAGUCGCAGACACCCGCGUCCUACCUCUCCUUCUAGGGGAAGGUACGCACCCAUUCCCGGCUUUAUAAACAAACCGCGGCCCCAAGCCCGUCCAAUGGAAGACAUGAGUAUUCGCGAGUUGCACGAUAUUUAUGACAGAAAUGCUCGAGUUCUUUCUCAACCUGCACCUUCCACCUCGACCUAUAUUCCUCGCCUUCAGCGCGAACAGACCAAGAUUGAAUCAUUGCUUCUCGAGCGCGGCGUAGACGAUCUCCGAGAUGGUAUGGAACACACCAGUAUCAACGGAGAUGCCGAGGCCCACACCAGCAUGAACUCCCAGGCUUCACCUUCACUCGUGAAUUCUCCGAUGUCCGUUACAAGCUCGACGCAGAUCCCUGGGCCUGUAGCGGCGAAGAGCGCAAACUCGCAUAAUAGCUUCUCAAUCCAAGAAGCCGUCGCAUUGGAACAGGAAGCUCACCGACUCGACCAGGAGCGAAAGGAGCGUCUGGAAGAGAAGAGGAAACGGCACGGGCAUCCCAUCGAGGGUGAAACCCGCCAACAACGCGAAGCCCGGAUCUGGGCUUUCAUGAACCAUAAACCUACUGAAUCGGAUAUGGAAGACGACGACGAAGAAGACUCGGAUGACGAUCCCGCAAAUUGGUUCGUAGAUGACCAAGAGGACGGCAUCAAAGGUCAGGAUAUCAUCGAGCCCGAUGACGAGGGUCUUGAGGACGUCAUACGCAUUGACCAGAGCAGGGUAGGCUAUAGCACGUUCUAUGAGCCGAGAGAAGAGGGAGACGUAUGA
Messenger RNA from Stereum hirsutum FP-91666 SS1, 804 nucleotides. RefSeq lists its product as uncharacterized. The transcript has 4 exons. Lineage: Eukaryota; Fungi; Basidiomycota; Agaricomycetes; Russulales; Stereaceae. The record is from RefSeq and is a predicted model, not a curated record. Bases 1 to 804 code for a protein of 267 amino acids.